AUGUACGUUUGUGUGCCACAUCGCGGCGUGCUUUCAAUGAGAGGCCGGGAUACUUUCAAGCUACUGCAAGGUCUCUUCUCGAACGACGUGACCAAGCUGGAACGGCGCCUGAAGCAACAACAGGCGUGGGGCGAGGUACACGACGCCUUGUAUGCUGCGCUCAUGACGCCGCAAGGACGCAUGGUCGCCGACGUCUUCUUGCAUCUGCCGGCUGGAUCUGCUGACGACGACCCAGAAGUUUUGGUAGAGCAUGAUACGCGCAUCGGCCCUCAGAUCCUCAGCUUCAUCAAGAAAUAUAAGCUGCGGAGCAAAGUCAAGAUCGCAGACGUCACCGACGAAUGGCAAGUGGGCCAAUUGCUUUCGCCGGCACUGGGUCCGCACAGAUUAGCAUCGGAGGCCAAUGCACUUAUACUCAGGGACAACCGAGCGCCAAAAAUGGGCUUUCGUGUGCUUUCUCGCAAAUGCACAAAGCUUACCUUCGAGCCAUCAGAUCGGCACGGAGAAGCGUAUACCAUCCAUCGGAUCUUGCAGGGAGUGCCAGAAGGCUCGCAAGACAUCCUCUUCGAGCACGCCGUACCGUUAGAGGUCAACCUAGACUACAUGGGCGGGGUCGACUUUCGCAAGGGUUGCUACGUUGGACAAGAGCUGACGGCGAGGACGCAUCAUACUGGCGUUGUCCGGAAACGCUUCCUGCCCAUCUCGCUGUAUGACCCGUCCGAGAAACCGCCGAUAGCUCUGCAAGUGAGCAGAGAUUUCGACCGUGCUCUGCCAAAGCCAGGUUCGGAAGUACGUUCGUCGCCUGCUGCGUCCGCUGUGUCACCUACAUCAUCACAUGCCGAAGGAGAUUCCACGCCCGCAGGUUCCAGCCGCGGUAGAUCGGCUGGGAAGCUCUACUCGGGCGUGCACAACAUUGGCCUCGCGUGCUUGCGGCUCGAGCAAGUCGAGCGAUGGGUCGGGCCCUCUCGCGCUGGUAACGCACAGGGCGCGCAGCGACAUGAAGGACAGGACGCAGAUGUGCACAAGGAAGGCGGGUUGCACAUGACGGUCCAGACACCUGAUGGGAGUGUGCUCGCGGUCAAGCCUUGGAUCCCUACUUGGUGGAAUACGAGGGAUGGGCACAGGGAGUCAGCGCAGCACUGA
This is a messenger RNA of Tilletiaria anomala UBC 951, 1140 nucleotides long. RefSeq names its product Aminomethyltransferase folate-binding domain-containing protein. The transcript has 3 exons. Gene Ontology annotation, molecular function: protein binding. Gene Ontology annotation, cellular component: mitochondrial matrix. Bases 1 to 1140 code for a protein of 379 amino acids. NCBI's taxonomy places the organism in Eukaryota, Fungi, Basidiomycota, Exobasidiomycetes, Georgefischeriales, Tilletiariaceae. The record is from RefSeq and is a predicted model, not a curated record.